CUCCUGGUCCUACUGGAAGACCCGGACUCCCAGUAAUAAAGGGCCAACCAGGAGAGAAGGGGGCUACUGGAGAUGCUGGGCUGUCCAUCAUCGGUCCCCGAGGCCCCCCUGGUCAGCCAGGUACUCGAGGUUUUCCUGGAUUUCCGGGUCCCAUUGGACUGGAUGGCAAACCGGGACACCCGGGACCAAAGGGGGAGAUGGGUCUGACAGGCCCCCGAGGACAGCCGGGACCUCAGGGACAAAAAGGAGAAAAGGGGCAAUGUGGAGAGUACCCACACCGGCUGCUGCCUCUCCUCAAUUCAGUGCGACUGGCACCACCCCCAGUCAUAAAAAGGAGGACCUUCCAGGGUGAACAGGGCCAGACCGGCAUCCAAGGUCCACCAGGGCCACCGGGCCCCCCUGGACCAAGUGGACCUCUGGGGCACCCAGGACUGCCAGGGCCCAUGGGGUCACCCGGCUUACCUGGACCUCCUGGACCUAAGGGAGACCCAGGAAUCCAGGGCUACCAUGGCCGGAAGGGAGAACGGGGCAUGCCAGGGAUGCCGGGCAAGCAUGGCGCCAAGGGGGCUCCGGGAAUCGCCGUGGCUGGGAUGAAGGGUGAGCCGGGGACCCCAGGAGGCAAGGGAGACUCAGGAGCGGCAGGGAAGCCAGGGCCCCCAGGUUUGCCGGGAAAGAGGGGGCAGAGGGGUGAGAAGGGGGCUGCGGGAUCCCCUGGGCUGCCUGGCUUCCUGGGGCAGAAGGGAGAGAAAGGCGAUGCUGGCAACUCCAUUGGAGGAGGCAGAGGGGAGCCCGGCCCCCCAGGGCUCCCUGGGCCCCCAGGGCCCCCAGGACCAAAGGGAGAAGCAGGUAUCGAUGGCCAGACCGGCCCCCCAGGACGGCAAGGAGACAAGGGGGAGCUUGGAGCAGCUGGAGAACAGGGACCAGCUGGCCCCAAGGGCUCCAAGGGAGAACCAGGGAAAGGAGAGAUGGUGGAUUACAACGGGAACAUCAACGAGGCACUUCAGGAGAUCCGAACGCUGGCCUUGAUGGGGCCUCCUGGUCUUCCUGGGCAAAUCGGCCCACCUGGACCUCCAGGCCAGAAGGGGGAGAUUGGACUGCCAGGCCCUCCAGGACACGAUGGGGAAAAGGGACCUCGAGGCAAACCAGGAGACAUGGGCCCCCCUGGUCCCCAAGGACCCCCAGGAAAAGAGGGCCCUCCAGGAAUGAAGGGAGAAAGUGGACACUCAGGAGAGAAGGGGGAGAAAGGGGACACUGGAGAAGCAGGCUCGCCGGGUCUAGACGGCCCAACUGGGGAGAAAGGAGAACCAGGUGGCCAAGGCAGACCCGGAGCGACAGGAUUGCCUGGCCCAACUGGGCUUCCGGGAUUUACAGGACAGAAGGGAGAACCUGGGGAGAAAGGUGAUGCAGGAACAGAGGUUCCCGGGUCACCAGGGCCAGAGGGACCUCCUGGACCUCCGGGGCUCCAAGGUGUUCCCGGACCAAAGGGGGAAGCAGGGCUGGAUGGAGCAAAAGGAGAAAAGGGUGUCCAGGGAGAAAAAGGAGACCGAGGGCCCCUGGGACUACCUGGAGCUUCAGGUUUGGACGGCAGGCCUGGGCCACCGGGUACUCCAGGACCAGUUGGAGUUCCAGGCCCAGCAGGACCAAAGGGUGAAAGGGGCAGCAAAGGAGACCCUGGGAUGACAGGACCAACGGGAGCAGCUGGGCUUCCUGGCUUACAUGGACCACCCGGGGACAAGGGAAACCGGGGACACCGAGGUUUUAAAGGAGAGAAAGGGGAGCCGGGGUUACCAGGGCUGGACGGACUGGAUGCCCCAUGCCCAUUGGGUGAAGACGGCUUACCAGUCCAGGGCUGCUGGAACAAGUGAUGCCUCUAACCUUGGAUUGGCCUGUGUGUGUUUGUACAUAGAAUAUUUAUUUUUAUACAGUUUUCACUUUUUGAAAAUGCCAGAAGUAUGAUGCAUCUUACAGAUUAUUAAAAAAGAAAAAGAAAAACCUGCAUAUUUUGUACAGAAAAUAUCAACCUCUUCCCUUUUGUUUACGAGAUGUUUUGUAUAAGUCUACGUUUCUAAUACACUUUUUGUUUGUGAGUAUGGUUGUAAUGUUUGCAUGAUAUUUGUGCACAAUUAUUAAGUAUUGAAGCUUAAUAAAUUAUUGUGUCUCA
Nycticebus coucang (slow loris) is the source of this 2161-nucleotide messenger RNA. RefSeq names its product collagen type XIII alpha 1 chain (gene COL13A1). The record is from RefSeq and is a predicted model, not a curated record. The transcript has 39 exons. Bases 198 to 1865 code for a protein of 555 amino acids. NCBI's taxonomy places the organism in Eukaryota, Metazoa, Chordata, Mammalia, Primates, Lorisidae.